Molecule: messenger RNA, 1286 nt
Organism: Hippocampus comes (tiger tail seahorse)
Lineage: Eukaryota; Metazoa; Chordata; Actinopteri; Syngnathiformes; Syngnathidae
Product: E3 ubiquitin-protein ligase RNF170
Exons: 6
Coding region: 17-934 (305 amino acids)
Molecular function (GO): ubiquitin protein ligase activity
Source: RefSeq, a predicted model, not a curated record
ACCAGCGGCGUUUUAGAUGAGUUCAAGGAGUGACUGCUCGUACCACACAAAGCCGGAGAGUGGAACCUGGUUGAUGAUUAACAGGCAGAUGUCAUUUAGGCCGCAGCGCCUUGCCGGCGAGCCGCAUUUCACUUCCUCCUCGCCAGCCUUCACUAUGAACGCCUGUCGCAACUCCAAGAUCAGAUGGCGCCGUCUUCCUUCUCAAGAUCCAAAGGGUCAGGGUCACCCGGGUUCGCCCCAAGGCCAAAGGCCGCCGCUGCUGCUGACCACCAGCAGCAUGGAAUGUCCGCCGUCGUGUCCAUUGACGAGUCAGCGAGAGCGACAUUGUCCAGUGUGCCUGCAGGUGGCCAGCUUCCCCGUGCAGACCAACUGCGGCCACUUAUUCUGCGGUAUGAGUGCACGGGCAGAUUGGAUUUAUUUAACGCUGCUUAGGUGUGAACCUCCAUGUUUGAUCGCCUAUUGGAGGCACGGGACAUGGUUGGAUGCGGUCAACUGCCCCCUCUGUAGACAAAAGGUUAGCGUCAUGUGUCAGUUGUUUAAUGAGAGCCGACCGGACCAGCAGUCCAAGGACGUUCUGGGCCAGAUAAGUGACUACAACAAACGCUAUUCUGGCGCGCCCAGACGGAUCCGAGACUACCUGUCAGACGCGCCCAUCCUCCUGCAGCUGGCAGUCCGUGGGUCAGGGACCCCGGGGGGUCUCGUGUGGCUCUUCUUCUUGCGGGUGGCAUUGUGUUGCGCGGGUACCGCCGUCUCCGUGGCCUACCCGCCAACACCAUCAGGUUCGCUGAAAACAUCCCCGACCCUCUGCGGCCUCUUGGGGCUGCUGGACGACCUGGUGGUGGUAGUCCUGCUCCUCUUGUGCGUCCUCAACGUCAAUCAUCAGAUGGCGCCGGGGAGAGGGCGCUCGGCCGGUGCCAGAGCUGUGGCCAGCUAGAACAUUCAAGCAUUUCCAAAACAUUAUAGACACUAAGUAAUCUGCAUUUUCCUAAUUUGGACUGAACAUCCCUGUAUAUAUAAUGUAUACUGUUUUUAAUGUGUCAAAUAAAAUAUUUAUUUUGUUUCUAUUAAAUCCAAAAUGUUUCUAAUACUUUCACAAUGGUUCCUAAAGUGAGGAAUGGCUUUGUGGAUGGAUUAUUAUUAUUGAAUUUCUUUGGAUUGUGGCAUUUUUUUAGACUCUUUAAGAUCUGUUGACUAACUUAAUUUUGUCAGAAAGGUUCUAAUUAGUUCACUUAUUGAUGGAACAGGCCUCGAAGUAAUCAGGCUUCAGUCUAUUCAGGUGAUCAGAG